AUGCCUCUGCCGCCGCCCGGCCGCCCCCGCCUCAGGCUGGCCCCGCUGCUGGCGCUGCUGCUUCUGGCGGGCCCGGCGCGGCCCAUCUCCUUCCAGCUGCCCGGCAAGGCGCGGAAGUGCCUGCGGGAGGAGAUCCACCGCGACACGCUAGUCACGGGCGAGUACGAGAUCGGCGCCCCGCCGGGCUCUUCCAGCGGCCCCUCCGCCAACCUCAAGAUAACUGACUCAGCGGGGCACAUCCUGUAUGCUAAAGAGGAUGCCACUAAGGGCAAGUUUGCCUUUACCACUGAAGACUAUGACAUGUUUGAGGCCUGCUUUGAGAGCAAGCUUCCUGUGGGAACAGGGAGGAUGCCGGACCAGCUCGUGAUUCUGGAUAUGAAGCAUGGAGUUGAAGCAAAGAACUACGAGGAGAUUGCUAAAGUGGAGAAGUUGAAGCCUCUAGAAGUAGAACUGAGACGCCUGGAGGAUCUUUCAGAGUCCAUUGUAAAUGACUUCGCCUAUAUGAAGAAACGCGAAGAGGAAAUGAGGGACACAAAUGAAUCAACAAACACUCGGGUUCUGUACUUCAGCAUUUUCUCCAUGUGCUGUCUCAUUGGACUGGCCACCUGGCAGGUAUUCUACCUGCGUCGUUUCUUCAAGGCCAAGAAACUGAUUGAGUAAAGGAACAAGUCCUCCUCCCCAUCUUCACAGCCCCAGCUGGACACUGCUGGAACCCAGCCAUGUCCUCCCAGAGCCAUCUCACAGAUGACACCCACUGACUGGAGCUAUUCUGCAGGAACUUGAACCCUAAUAGGGGAGGGGAGCAUAAACAUUGGAAGACUGGGGACUUCAGAAAUCCUGUUGGAUAUUAAGGGUUGGGAAGCUUGUGGUGGGUUUGGGGAUUCCCGGGUCAGCGAUUAAAUAAAAAUGAUUUUUCUAUGACAGCUGCAGCCAACUCUUGCACUGCCUGUUCUCCUCUUAUAA
This is a messenger RNA of Centrocercus urophasianus (Greater sage-grouse), 963 nucleotides long. RefSeq names its product transmembrane p24 trafficking protein 10 (gene TMED10). The record is from RefSeq and is a predicted model, not a curated record. The transcript has 5 exons. Gene Ontology annotation, biological process: Golgi organization; intracellular protein transport; endoplasmic reticulum to Golgi vesicle-mediated transport. The coding region runs from base 1 to 660 and encodes 219 amino acids. NCBI's taxonomy places the organism in Eukaryota, Metazoa, Chordata, Aves, Galliformes, Phasianidae. Gene Ontology annotation, cellular component: COPI-coated vesicle; Golgi apparatus; endoplasmic reticulum.